CCAUUACAGAGACGAACAAACCCACAUGACUCUGCUCUUUCUCAACCGUGUACAACCCCUAAAAUAGCAAUAAAAUACACACAAAUUUAUUACAAUUAUUGAAUAACAACAAAAAUAAAAACUCACAUUUAUUAAUCUCUGGUGGAUCUGGUAGGAGGGUACUAUGAUGCAGGGGACAAUGUGAAGUUUGGGUUACCAAUGGCUUUCACAAUUACAAUGAUGUCAUGGAGUAUUGUUGAGUAUGGGAGGCAAAUGGCUGCAAGUGGAGAGCUCAGUAAUGCCAUGGAAGCUGUUAAGUGGGGCACUGAUUACCUCAUUAAAGCUCAUCCCCAUCCCUUUGUCCUCUAUGGAGAGGUGGGAGAUGGGAACACAGACCACUACUGUUGGCAAAGGCCAGAGGACAUGACCACUUCAAGGCAAGCUUACAAGAUCGACCCAAACAACCCCGGGUCGGACCUCGCCGGCGAGACCGCCGCCGCUAUGGCUGCCGCCUCCGUCGUCUUCCGCCACCACGACCCCUCCUAUGCCAAUGAGCUCCUCUCUCAUAUCUCUGGGGAAAUACUGUGCACUGUAUAACUAAAAAAAUUUAUAAUUUUGAUUUUUUGAAUUAUAAUUAAAAAUAUAUAUUAUAAGUAAAUUUAAUCUAAGAUAUAAUUAAAAAAUUUAUGAAUGAUGAUAAUUAAAUAA
Messenger RNA from Camellia sinensis, 687 nucleotides. RefSeq names its product endoglucanase 6-like. The record is from RefSeq and is a predicted model, not a curated record. Gene Ontology annotation, molecular function: hydrolase activity, hydrolyzing O-glycosyl compounds. Gene Ontology annotation, biological process: carbohydrate metabolic process. Lineage: Eukaryota; Viridiplantae; Streptophyta; Magnoliopsida; Ericales; Theaceae.